Molecule: messenger RNA, 483 nt
Organism: Penicillium concentricum
Lineage: Eukaryota; Fungi; Ascomycota; Eurotiomycetes; Eurotiales; Aspergillaceae
Product: Gfo/Idh/MocA family protein
Exons: 2
Coding region: 1-483 (160 amino acids)
Molecular function (GO): nucleotide binding
Source: RefSeq, a predicted model, not a curated record
AUGUCAAUCAACACACACACCGCCACCCACGCCAGCUACGCCAUAGCCGCAAUGGAAGCCGGAGCACACGUGUUCGUCGAAAUGCCCCUAGCAGCAACAGUGACAGACGCACAGCGCGUCGUGGAAACAGCACAACUUACAAAACGCAAGCUCGUUGUCGGCUACAUCCUCCGACACCAUCUCAACUGGAUGGACUUCAUUGUCCAGGCUCGAGAACUCGGUCCACCCUUCGUAAUGCGAAUCAACCAGAACCAGCGCUCCACCGGCAAGGCCUGGGAGAUUCAUAAGCGUAUACUACAGGACGUGAAGAAUCCCGUCAUUGACUGCGGCGUGCACUACAUCGAUGUCAUGUUGCAAAUUCCCGAUAAUGCUAUCCGGCAGGAUCGAGCCCUCACGAAGAAUAUGACAGACGCUGUUCGAUCGCUUACUAUUGUCCUUGCGGCGGAUCGGUCCAUGCGUGAGAAUCGUGCAAUUGACCUGUGA